AUGAGAGCUCUAGGUGGCCGCCGUCUCUGGCCACAUUUGCUUCUCGCUAUGGCUUUAGCGACGCUUUUAAAUACUUCUGUUUCUGCUGACCCUUACGUCUAUGCUUCUCCACCUCCUCCUUACGAAUACAAGUUGCCUCCUCCGCCUUCCCCAUCACCCCCCACUCCCUAUGUAUACACUUCACCUCCUCCUCCGUCACCAUCUCCACCACCACCUUAUUAUUAUAAAUCUCCCCCACCACUAUCUACGUCUCCUCCUCCACCCUACUACUACAAGUCUCCCCCACCGCCUUCGCCUUCCCCUCCUCCACCAUACUACUACAAAUCUCCCCCUCUUCCAUCUCCAUCUCCACCUCCACCAUACUAUUAUAAAUCUCCCCCACCACCAUCUCCAUCUCCUCCUCCCCAUUACUAUUAUAAAUCUCCCCCACCACCACCACCAUCUCCAUCUCCUCCUCCCCCAUACUACUACAAGUCCCCUCCUCCUCCGUCACCAUCUCCUCCUCCACCUUACUAUUACAAGUCCCCACCGCCGCCAUCACCAUCUCCUCCUCCACCAUAUUACUACAAGUCGCCACCUCCACCUUCUCCAUCUCCACCUCCUCCAUACUACUAUAAAUCUCCACCACCUCCUUCACCAUCUCCGCCUCCUCUAUAUUACUACAAGUCUCCUCCCCCUCCAUUGCUUUCUCCACCUCCACCAUACUACUAUAAAUCACCACCACCUCCAUUACCAUCCCCUCCACCACCAUAUUACUACAAAUCCCCGCCUCCUCCAUCUAAAUCUCCUCCUUCUUACUAUAACAAGCCUCCACCACCCACUUUUUACUAUCCUCCUCACUCUUACCGUCCUUUGGUUGUAAAAGUUGUUGGAAAAGUUUACUGCUAUAAAUGCUAUGAUUGGACAUACCCAAAAAAAUCUCAUGACAAGAAACAUCUCAAAGGUGCUAUAGUGGAAUUAACAUGUACAGCUGGUAAAAAAGAAAUUUUGGCCUAUGGUACAACUAAGAUAAAUGGCAAGUUUGCGGUCACUCUUGAUGGCUUUGAUUACAAGAAAUAUGGAGUUGAGGCAUGCAAAGCCAAGCUCCAUGCACCACCUAAAGGUUCGACAUGCAACAUCCCGACAAACCUCCAUUGGGGAAUUACAGGUGCCAAGUUAAAGGUGAAGUACAAGACUGAAUAUGAAGUUGUGCUCUCUGCCGAGCCUUUCGCCUAUGCCCCAAAGGCUCCUUCGAAAGAGUGUGAGAAGCCUAAGCCAAAGCCUACUCCUUCACCAUAUUAUUACAAAUCGCCUCCUCCCCCAGUCUACUACUAUAAAUCACCACCACCUCCUCCAACUUAUGCAUAUAAAUCACCACCACCUCCUCCAAGUUAUGCAUAUAAAUCACCACCACCUCCACCAUACUACUACAAAUCUCCUCCACCACCAUCGCCAUCACCUCCACCACCUUACUACUAUAAGUCUCCGCCACCACCAUCCCCAUCACCUCCACCACCAUACUACUAUAAGUCUCCACCACCACCAACGCCAUCACCUCCACCACCUUAUUACUAUAAGUCUCCCCCACCACCAUCGCCAUCACCUCCACCACCAUACUACUAUAAGUCUCCACCACCACCACCACCAUCGCCAUCACCUCCACCACCUUACUACUAUAAGUCUCCCCUACCACCAUCACCAUCACCUCCACCACCAUACUACUAUAAGUCUCCCCCACCGCCAUCUCCAUCACCUCCCCCACCUUACUACUAUAAAUCUCCCCCACCGCCUUCACCAUCUCCUCCACCACCAUACUACUACAAGUCUCCACCACCACCAUUGUCAUCUCCUCCUCCACCGUACUACUAUAAAUCUCCCCCACCACCUUCGCCAUCUCCUCCAUCACCAUACUACUACAAAUCUCCACCACCACCAUCGUCAUCUCCUCUUCCACCAUACAUCUACAUGUCUCCACCACCACCUUCACCAUCUCCUCCACCACCUUACUAUUACAAGUCACCUCCUCCACCCUCUCCGUCUCCUCCCCCACCUUACUAUUACAAAUCGCCUCCUCCACCAUCUCCAUCUCCACCACCGCCUUACUACUACAAGUCUCCACCACCACCAUCCCCCUCUCCUCCACUACCUUACUUUUACAAAUCUCCCCCACCACCAUCCCCAUCUCCACCCCCACCAUACUACUACAAAUCUCCUCCACCACCAUCCCCAUAUCCUCCACCACCAUACUACUACAAUUCUCCACCACCACCAUCACCGUCUCCUCCACCCCCUUACUACUACAGGUCUCCACCUCCUCCAUCACCAUCACCACCUCCAUCAUAUUACUAUUCAUCUCCACCACCACCAAUUCAUUACUAAGUGUAGAUAGUUUCC
Messenger RNA from Impatiens glandulifera, 2373 nucleotides. RefSeq names its product extensin-2-like. The record is from RefSeq and is a predicted model, not a curated record. Bases 1 to 2358 code for a protein of 785 amino acids. The transcript is spliced from 3 exons. Lineage: Eukaryota; Viridiplantae; Streptophyta; Magnoliopsida; Ericales; Balsaminaceae.